AACUGGACUACAGCCUGCCUAGUUGCUCGGCGUCGUGCUUUCUUAGUUCGUGGGAAAGCGGCACUUCGCCGCAGCUACAGUGUUCCUUCAGCAGAUCAAUAUGUAAAUCAUCACUUUGACCGAAACUGGCGCAGAAGAUGUCAAGGAAUCCUCUGAUAACCUUCACUUGGCCGUCGACAUCAAUUCGUCUGCCAGGUCCCAUUUGAGCUCGGGCCUGAGCAGGUUCAGAUUUGACUUGUCAAAAUCCGCUGAACCCGACCUGUAUUGCUUAUAGAGUUUUACAAAAGCUGCAGUCCCUAUCUCACAGAGAUAUCCUCUUGGCAUGGGGUUACAAAGAUGAUCUCCAAAAGCUUCGGAGCACUUUGAUCAGCAUUCAAGCACUGCUCUUGGAUGCUGAUGAGAGGCAAACACGAAAUAUCAAGCUGAUCACCUGGCUAGAGCAGCUUAAAGUCAUUCUCUAUGAAAUUGAAGAUGUUCUCGAUGAUAUAGAGGUAGAAAUUUUACAGAAGCAAGUUGCGAACCGUGAGAGGACUCAACAAAAGGUAUGUCAUUUCUACGUCUUACUCCCUUCAAAACCAAUAGCAUUUUGUGUCAAAACUAGUUGUAAGGUUAAGAAGCUGAGAAAAAGAUUAGAUGUGAUUGCAGCCCAGAUGGGUGCAUUUGAUCUUGUGAAAGAACUCCAUGAUAGGCCUUUUGUGCACAAAGAAAGGGAGAUUAGUGACUCCCUUGUGCAAGCCUCUGGUAUUAUUGGUAGAGUUAAUGAUAGAGAGGAGAUUGUACUAAAGCAUUUGACUUGCUUAGAUGAUGAUCAAGAACAUGUGGCUGUUCUUCCCAUAGUUGGAAUUGGGGGUCUUGGGAAAAGUACUCUGGCACAAAUUGUAUUCACGGAUCAACGGGUAGUUGUCCACUUUGAAAGAAGGAUGAUGGUGAACGUGUCGGAUGACUUUGAUCUAACAACAAUUAUCAAAUAUAUGAUUAUAUCUAUGACUGGUGAAUAUUGUGAUUAUUUAGAUAUCAAGCAAUUGCAAACUCGUUUGAAAAUAUUGCUGACAGGUAAGAGAUUUCUGCUCAUCCUUGAUGAUGUGCGGGAUCACCAUCCUGCAAAGUGGAAUGAGUUGAAACAAUUGUUAAUGGGUGGUGGUAGAGGAAGUAAGAUAAUCAUCACCACUCGUAGCCGAGAAGUUGCCUCACUAAUGGGCACUGUUUCACCAUUCUACUUACAAGGUCUUUCUCCCGAUGAAUGUCUGUCCCUGUUUAAAAAAUGUGCUUUUGAUAAAGGGCAAGAGGAAUCGCAUCCAAAUCUUGUAGAAAUUGGGGAAGAAAUUGUAAAAAAAUGCAGGGGAGUUCCACUUUUCGUAAGAAGCUUAGGAUGCUCCCUUUAUAAAACAACUAAUGAGAGUGAUUGGUUGUUCGUAAGAGAGAGUAAGAUAUGGAAUGAAGAGCGUAAGGAAAAUGAGAUUGGAGCAGCAUUGAAAUUAAGUUUUUCUCUCUUACCGUCUUGUUUAAAACCUUGCUUAGCUUUUUGUUCAAUUAUUCCAAAAGGAGAUACAUUCAGUAGUUAUUUUCUGAUCCAUUCUUGGAUGGCUAAUGAUCUCAUUCUUGUACCGUCAAAUGAUGAUCAUAAAGAGUUGGAAGACAUGGGUAUGCAAUAUUUGAAGGAACUGGUGUUCCGAUCAUUCAUUUAUAUUGGCAAUUUCUACCUUUCUUCCUCUCUUUCCCUUCGGAUGCCAGAUGCCAUUCAUGACCUUGUACGACAAGUGGCACAGAGCGAGCACUUAAGGGUAAGCUCCAUGGCCGAAAAUGUUUCUGGAAAUGUUCGACAUUUGUCUCUCCAUUUAACCCCUAAUAUGAUCAGCCAACAACCUCCAGAAUCCCUGAAGAAAAUGAGAAAUGUUCGCUCCAUGCAUUUGUUUCCCUCAGAUGCAAAGGCAAGGCAGAAUCGUGUAGUACUGCUUGCUACCAAAUCUGUUUUAGAGAUGUGCAUAUCCAGGUUUCAGCAUCUGCGGCUUCUAGUGUUAUUUGGUUCCUCUUUUGAAAAGUUGCCAAACGCCAUCGGUACCCUUAAACAUAUGAGAUAUCUCAACAUCAACGGAAAUAGGAGACUCAAGGGAAUCCCUGCAUCUAUAUGUAGGCUUCAGAGUUUGCAGAGUCUUGACCUCGGGAUGUGUCUGCGACUCAAAACGUUGCCUGAUAAUAUGGGAAACCUGGUCAGCAUUCGAAGUUUGGUGAUUACCACACAGCAGAUGCUUUUGCCAGCAGAGAAUGGGAUAGAAUGCUUAAGUUCACUUCGAAGUUUGCAGAUCUUUUCCUGUUUCAAUCUAAAAAACUUGUUUAAAGGGGUAGAUCGUCUUGAAAACCUUCGCGAAUUGGUUAUUGAUGGAUGCCCAUCCCUAACGUCACUGCCCUGCAGCAUGAAAUACUUGAGGGUAUUAGAGGUGCUAGUGGUCUCCAACUGUGCCAAACUCGCUCUUGAUUUGACAAGGGAGGAAGGCAAAGAUGGGAGUACUGGAAAUUGUGGUCUCUUAAGCUUAAGGACUUUAGCGAUUCAAGCAUUGCCAGAGUUGAAAUCAUUCCCUCCAUGGCUUCUGCAAGGUUCUGCUAACACUUUACGGGAGUUGGCCAUUGUCUCUUGUCCAGAACUAAUGGCUCUGCCAGAUGAGCUGCAAAAUCUCUCAUCUCUUCAAAAGCUUCAACUUUCGGAUUGCCCGAAAUUGAAGUCUCUGCCUGCAGGGAUGCAAAACUUGUCUUCUCUUAAGGAGUUCAUCAUUCUUCUAUGCCCUGAGUUAAGCAGCAGAUGCCGUCCUCCCUUUGGAGGCCAAGACUGGCCCAAGAUUGCACAUGUCCCUGACUUUUAUCUCGAUGGGUUCAAGGUGAAUCCUUCAUCCAAUAAUUAGGUAAGAGCCAAUUAAUUCUUUUAUACCCUGAUUUAGUAGAAGAAGCCCUGAAUAACUUUCUUCUCAACCAAUAACUAGAUAAAUCAUCUUUUAUUUGUUCGAUAUGAUUUUUUAAUCAUUGAAUGGAUUGGUUCAGAAGAAUGUUGUUCAUUUUUCGAAGGUCACAUGUUUGUGUUUGUUGGAUUACCCAAUGGUGUAGUGCCAUCCGGGUAAUUAAAGAACAGAGAAAGGAAA
Messenger RNA from Carica papaya (papaya), 3128 nucleotides. NCBI's taxonomy places the organism in Eukaryota, Viridiplantae, Streptophyta, Magnoliopsida, Brassicales, Caricaceae. The record is from RefSeq and is a predicted model, not a curated record.